Messenger RNA from Ananas comosus (pineapple), 2333 nucleotides. Its product is annotated as inorganic phosphate transporter 2-1, chloroplastic. The record is from RefSeq and is a predicted model, not a curated record. Bases 182 to 1930 code for a protein of 582 amino acids. Gene Ontology annotation, biological process: phosphate ion transmembrane transport. Gene Ontology annotation, molecular function: phosphate transmembrane transporter activity. Gene Ontology annotation, cellular component: membrane. NCBI's taxonomy places the organism in Eukaryota, Viridiplantae, Streptophyta, Magnoliopsida, Poales, Bromeliaceae. The transcript has 3 exons.
CCCACCACUCAUUCCCCAGUUUCAGCUGCGUCUCCACUUCUUCCACCACCUAAUUAAACUAAAAGAGUUAACACUUCCCCCAAAAAUUGGAAAACCCCAAAAAAAAGAAAAAACAAAAAGUCGAACUACACCCACACCCCUUCACCAUAAUCUCUCCUCCUCUCCCUCUCAACACUUCAUCAUGAUUAGCCUCUCCUCUCCCAACUUCACCCCAACCAAACACAACAACAACCCCUUCUUUCUCCGCAAUUCGAAUCCUCGCAUUCGCGUAAUUCAAAACUAUUACAACAUCUUUUCUCCGUCGCCAUCCGACUCUUCUUCUUCUUCUUCGGGUCUCGUGAAUUACCGUUCUCCGUCGCAUUCUCCUUCACUUUCGCUUUCGCUUUCGCUUUCGCUCCGCCGCCUCCAGUUCGUUCCUUCGGCCACCGCAUCCUCGUCCCUCGCCGAGGCCGGCGACGAUCGCCGCCCGGAUGCCGCCGCCGCCACGGCCGAGCUGCCGGAGAUGGCCCGGGCCUUCGGCGUGUCGUCGCGGACGGCCUUCGCCGUGUGCGCGGCGAUCGCCUUCGCGGCUCUGGCGCUGCCGCUGGCGAUGCCGUCGGUGACGGGCGGCGGCGGCGGGCUGAAGACGCGGGCGCUGGCGCACGCGACGCUGCUGUCGGGGUUCUACAUGGCGUGGAACAUCGGCGCGAACGACGUGGCGAACGCGAUGGGGACGUCGGUGGGGUCGGGGGCGCUGACGCUGCGGCAGGCGGUGCUGACGGCCGCCGUGCUGGAGUUCGCGGGCGCCUUCCUCAUGGGCACCCACGUCACCAGCACCAUGCAGAAGGGCAUCCUCGUCGCCUCCGUCUUCCGCGCCAACGACUCCCUGCUCUUCGCCGGCCUCCUCUCCUCCCUCGCUGCCGCCGGCACCUGGCUGCAGGUGGCUUCUUUCUACGGUUGGCCCGUCUCUACGACGCAUUGUAUUGUCGGAGCCAUGGUCGGCUUCGGGCUUGUUUAUGGAGGCGUCGGCGCUGUUUUCUGGAGUUCCUUGGCGCGAGUUACUUCUUCGUGGGUCAUCUCUCCUCUCAUGGGAGCAGCUGUUUCAUUCCUUGUUUACAAAUGCAUACGCAGGUUUGUAUAUAGUGCGCCAAACCCCGGUCAGGCUGCAGCAGCUGCUGCACCGAUAGCUGUUUUCUUAGGCGUCACCGGAAUCUCCUUCUCCGCAUUUCCUCUUAGCAAGAUCUUUCCAAUUGCGCUAGCACAGGCCUUGGCCUGCGGAACUGCAGGGGCAGUCAUCGUCAGCCGCGUCAUCCAUAAACAACUCGGACACCUCCUAUCCACCGAAGCAGAGAAACCUGCACCGACAGAGAAACCGCAUGUUCAGAGCAUCGGAUUUCUAUCCAACAUCGCGGGCCCGACAGGAGCCCAGCUGGAGAUCGUGUACGGCGUCUUCGGUUACAUGCAAGUGCUGUCGGCUUGCUUCAUGUCGUUCACGCACGGGGGGAACGAUGUGUCGAACGCCAUCGGCCCUCUGGCGGCCGCACUAUCCAUCCUGCAUGGCGGCGCGAGCGGGGCCGAAAUAGUCAUCCCCACCGAUGUUCUUGCGUGGGGUGGAUUCGGGAUCGUCGCGGGGCUGAUGAUGUGGGGGUACAGGGUGAUUUCCACAAUCGGCAGGAAGAUAACAGAGCUCACACCAACGAGGGGGUUCGCAGCGGAGUUCGCAGCUGCUUCUGUGGUUCUCGUGGCAUCGAAGCUCGGGCUGCCAAUCUCUGCCACGCACACGCUCGUAGGCGCAGUCAUGGGCGUUGGAUUCGCCAGGGGAUUGAACAGCGUGCGAGCGGAGACCGUGAGAGAGAUUGUUGCUUCCUGGGUGGUCACAAUUCCUGUUGGCGCUCUUCUAUCUGUUAUCUACACCUGGAUCUUAACCAAGAUUUUGCCCAGUUUUGUUUGAUUGAUUCACAAGACAGGUAUCAUUUAUUCUGAUUAUUUGGAAAUAUUUUGGUGCAACCAAGAAGAUAUAGCAGAUUGGAGAGAAAGAUCAAGCGAAUUUUAGAAGGUUGAUCAUAGUUAAUGAUCAUCUCCUGCCUGUCAGAAAACUGAUGGUUAGCAGAAAAGAGUGCUGCAGCAAGAAGUGCUUUCGGUGCAGAAGCCAAUUUUCGUUCAUACAAUUGUGAACAUGUGUGUGUGUGUGUGUGUGUGUGUGUGUGUGUGUGUUUGCCAUUUCUUUCAUGAUGUGAACUGUAGAUGCAAGUAGAGACACAAAGAUGAUCAUAAGCUAUAUUUUUCCCUUUUUUUUUUUAAUCUCUUUUGAUUUUCAUUUUGGGGAUUACUUAUCAGAAACUCUGUUUUGAGAA